Molecule: messenger RNA, 3854 nt
Organism: Panicum virgatum (switchgrass)
Lineage: Eukaryota; Viridiplantae; Streptophyta; Magnoliopsida; Poales; Poaceae
Product: disease resistance protein Pik-2-like
Exons: 5
Coding region: 487-3339 (950 amino acids)
Biological process (GO): defense response to other organism
Molecular function (GO): ADP binding
Source: RefSeq, a predicted model, not a curated record
GGCUCAGCAACGGCGGCAGCAGCGCAGCAGCUGCGCAUGGCGUACUAGGACAUGCCGGGCGCUAAGAAGGCUGCCGGCAAGGCGUACUCAAGCUGCGACCCAUUCAAGCUGGAACCCUGGAUCUCCGACCGCGUUGUGCUCCUCGUGGAGAACUCGCUGGCCGGCAGCAUCCACCGCAACUACGGUCUGCUGCUCCAGCACUAGCUCUACAUCGUCUGCAAGGUUGACCCACACCCACACGCUACCACAACAAUCUUGAGAGAGAGCUCAACGGCGGCAGUCAUGGAUCUGGUGACGGGAGCGAUGGGCAACCUCGCCCCCAAGCUGUACUAGCUGCUCCAAGGUGAAUACGAGCUGCAGAAGGGUGUGAGGAAGAAGCUCGAGUUCCUCGAUCAGGAGCUGGAGAGCAUCAAGCCUGCCCUUGACCAGGUGGCACAAGUGCCAUGGGAUCAACAUCACACGCAGGUCAAGGUCUGGGCGCGUCAGAUGAGGGAGGUGUCCUACGACGUAGAAGAUCUGCUCGACACCUUCCUUGUGCGUGUCCAGGGUUCUGAGCCCGCUGACCAGAGCAAGCUCAAAAGUGCCCUGAAGAAGAUGGGUGGCCUGUUCGGCAAAGCCAAGGCUCGCCGUGAGUUUUCUAGUGCCAUCGAAGACAUCAAGAAGCAACUCCAGGAGGUGGCUGACCGGCGCGACAGGUGCAAAAUCGACGAGAUUGUGGCCAAACCUGCUGACACUUCGGCAAUUGAUCCUCAUCUUGAGGCUAUGUACAAAGAGGUGACUCAGCUCAUUGGUAUUGAUAAGUCAAGAGGUGAGCUCCUAUCAAUGCUUUCGUCGCCCCAGGGGAAUGAGGUGUCCCAUGAGAAGAUGAAGAUAGUUUCUGUUGUCGGAGUUGGAGGAUUGGGCAAGACUACUCUUGCCAAAGCAGUGUAUGAUGAGCUUAAAUCGCAAUUUGAUUGUGGGGCUUUUGUUCCGGUUGGUCGAAAUCCUGACGUGAAGAAAGUCCUAAGAGACAUUCUUAUAGAUCUUGACAAGAAAGAAUUCAGGGAGCCGAAAUAUGAUAUAUUGGACGUAAGGCAGCUCAUCAACGAACUCAAAGAUUUCCUCCAAAGCAAGAGAUAUUUUAUUGUUAUCGACGAUGUAUGGGAGACAAGAUAUUGGAAGAAAAUAGAAUUGGCUUUGGUUGAGAAUGACAGAGGAAGUAUAGUAAUCAAAACUACACGUAAAUCAGAAGUUGCCACCGGUGUUAUUUACCAGCUACGACCACUCUCAGAUGAUGACUCCAAAAUGUUGUUAUUCACAAGGCUGUUUGAUGGUGGAGGUGAACGUCCUGCAAAUCUUCCUGCCGAAGCAUGUGAAAAGAUAAUGAGAAAAUGUGAUGGUGUACCAUUAGCUAUCAUCACAAUGGCUAGUAUGCUUGUGGGUAAAAAAACGGAAGACUGGCUUGCUGUGUGCGACUCUCCUGGUUUCUAUCGCGGUAAUGAUGGCCAGCAAGCACAUGAUACUGAGUGGAUAUUGUCUCUUAGCUACUAUGAUCUGCCUAUGCAUCUAAAGACUUGCUUAUUGUAUCUAAGUGUGUAUCCUGAAGACUAUUUCAUUCCGAAAGAUUUAUUGAUAUGGAAAUGGAUAGCUGAAGGUUUCGUGGAGACGAAAACAGGUACCAGCUUGUUUCAGCUGGGUGAGGAAUACUUCAAUCAGCUCGUAAAUAGAAGCAUGAUCCAGGCAGUCAGGGCAGAGGGCGGAACUGGGGAGAUAUAUGCGUGCCAAGUUCAUGACAUGGUGCUCGAUCUCAUCCGUGGCUUGUCAUACGAAGAAAACUUUGUGACUAUCUCAAAUGAUGACAAAGUCACGUCACCUUCAGGAAACAAGGUGCGCAGAUUAGCUCACCAGAACAGAGUGAUGAAGCAAUUAACCCAGCAGGAAGAUGACACGGGCAUGGCAAGAAUGAGGUCAUUGGUUGCCUGUAGGUGUGAUAUUGGAAGUUGGGUCUUGCAUCCAAGCUUCAAACUCAUGCGUGUGCUAGCUUUAGAGGACUGCUACUGUGGAAAAGGCUGGCAGGGUCUUAAGCACCUUGGAGAUCUACUUCAUUUGAGGUACCUUGGGCUACAAGGUACAAAUGGUAUUUAUGAGCUCCCAGAAGAAAUAGGAAAGCUCAAGUUUCUACAGACACUUGACUUGCUCGGUUCUGACAUACGGGUACUGCCUUUUGGCGUUUGCCAGUUAACGCAGCUGGUCUGCCUAUGCGCGCCGGAUACGAGCGCGCCGGAUGGGUUGCUGAAGAAGGUGACGUCAUUGGAGGAGCUGCGAAUAAGUAUCGACAACCUGAAUGACGAGUCCAAGCGGCAAUUUGUGAAGGCCCUCGGCAACCUGAGCGAACUCAGAGUGCUUCGCGUUUAUGGUUUGUUGAAAGGGACGGUGCAGUCGGAUCUAGCGCAGUCGCUAGGGAAUCUCCACAAGCUCCAGCAUCUAUUACUAUUGGGUUAUGAAGCCCCAUUGGCGGAGUGGGACAGGGUGGUGCUUUCGCAGCAUCUCCAAAGUUUGAUAGUAGAAAGUGUAGUGCUCCGUCGGCUGCCAUCAUGUAUUAACCCUGCACGUCUCCCCAGCCUAUGCUACUUGGACUUGUUUGUGGAAGAUAUAGACGAGGCCGGUCUGCGAGCCGUGGGCGGGUUGCCACAGCUCCGUCGGCUCGGACUGUCAACGCUUCGGCCGUCGAUGGCUUCUUCCACAGCAACUGUUGUUAUUGCCGGCGAUGGCUUCUUCCAGAAGUUGCGAAGUUGCAGUUUCAGGGGCUGUAUGGUGCAGUUUGUGGUCAACGAGGACUCGGCUUGUGUUUCAUUUAGCCUCUGGAAUGGAAAGCAGCAGGGUGCUCUGGCGGCCUUUGGUUCCAGCACAGAGGACGAGUCCUCCAGCAGAUCAGUCCCACCAACCGUGAUGCCAAAUCUCCAAGAGCUCGCUUUUCGUGUUCCCGUCAGGGCCCUAUACAAGGAUGGGAACGAUAGCUGCCACAGCCUGGGGUUGCACUGCCUCCCUUCGCUUCGCAGAGUCACAGUAUAUGUCGACUGUGAGGGUGUCUCUCCUGAUGACGUGGAGAAAGCAGAGGCUGAGCUGAGGAACGCAGCACAACUCCAUCCCAACAGCCUCAAGCUCGAUCUCCAUCGACGGAAUCAAGGUAAAAUGAUGCGACACUCAACGGAUCAAAUCGGCGAUCACUCAACGGAUCAAAUCGGCGAUCAGUCCAAGGGUGGUGAUGAUUUGUGUGAGGAGGAAGAGGAAGGUGAGGUCUCAUCUGCUGGCGAUGAGGUCAUUGCCAAGGAGUUAGGAGCCGAUCCCACCAGCGCUUGAAUCGGUUGGACGCAAGUCAUCCUUAUUUCCUUCCCGUUGCAUACAUGUCCAGCAUGGCUUGCUCAAUGGGAGGACUUAAUUUCACCACGUUGGAAUUGUGGCACUACGUGUGACCAGGCGCAAAUGGGGCCUUCCUAUCUAUCUUUGUGGGUCCAUGUACUUUCAUUGCUUCUUAGCUUAGAAAAAACAAAAAAAAUAGAAAACCAGAAAAAAAACAAAAAUGCAAAACCUAAAAACUACAAAAAUGCAUUAUUUCUAUAUUUCUUUUUUUGGGUUCAUUGCUUCUUAGCUUAGAAAAAAAAAACAGAAAACCAGAAAAAAAUGCAAAACCUAAAAACUACAAAAAAAUGCAUUAUUUCUAUAUUUCUUUUUUUUGGGUGGGUGGGUAGGGAACUCCGCCUAUGCAACUUGAAGUAACACUUAGUUUCGCAUAGCUGGUCCCAAGCCCAGAAAAAAGGAGGAGGGGCUACCCAUUCACAUUGCUGAGAUGUUGUAACACUUUAACUGUUUGGUCA